UUCGUGAGCCGUGAUCUUUUUUUGAUGUUGUUGCCGUCGUCAGGCCGGUUCUUGUUUUGUUCUUCCCCUCUCUGCCUUCAUCUGUCGCUCACUCUCGGGAGGGAGGGGAGGAGGGGGAAAGAAAGAGCAGGAAGUGUAGAAAAAAACAGCCGAGAGAAACCAGGAAGUGAAGCAGCCUGUGUGCAAAGUGAAAGUGGAGUGGAGAGGAUCGGCUGUAGAGUGUGGUUCUGCUCUGCUCUGCGCUGUGCUGUGCUGCGGGUGCCUCUCUCUCUGCUCCCCAACGCCCAGGCUGCCCCUCUCCCUGCCUCCGGACUCCGCUUUGCUGUCACAGAGGGGACAGACAGCAGCUACGUGAAGGAACCGGCCAGGACUGCGUGCUGGAUUGGAGCAGGGAAUGUCUAGGAUGAGCAAUAGCAGUGGUCCGGCGACGGCCAGGGACGAUCUGCCCCAGAGCGACGGCACGUGUGACGCCUGCGAGCCAGAUGAGGCGCAGCCAGCGGAACAACUGUGUCGUCUCUGUGGCUUUGCGUUCUGCAGUGUCCAUGCCAACCAGCACCAGCGCAGCAUGCAGCAUGUCCUCGAACCCUAUGCCCCCCCCAUGGUAGAUGGGGCCAGCAUGGAGGCGGGGGCCAGCAUGGAGGCGGGGGCCAGCGGUGGGUCCCCGGAGGACGGUCCCCCGGAAGGUGGAGGGAGGCACCGCGAUCCGGUGACGGUGGAACGCCUGCGAUGCAAGCUGCACGGCCACGAAGGGUCGCUGUACUGCAAGCCGGACGAGAGAGUCAUCUGCGUGGUGUGUGCAGUGCAGGGCGAGCACCAAGGCCACGAGAUCAUCACGUUGCAGGAGGCUUACCUGUGGCAGAGGAGCAAGGCCGGAGUCGACCUGGUGGGCAGUACCCAUGAGAUGGCGGAGAAGAUCAAGUCCAAAUGGACCAGUCCAGAAAUGAGCGCGGAGCAGCUGGAGGAGUACGUGAACCAGCAGUUUGACGAGCUACACAGGCUGGUCCGACUGGAGGAGAAGCGGACGCUGCACCUGGUGGACCUGAAGGAGGCCUUCCUGACGGCGCAGGCCGCUGAGAAGAUCGCGGAGAUCACAGUGCACACGGAGCGGCUGCAAGAAGAGAUGGCCUCCAUCACUCAGCAGCUCGGGGCUCUGGACCAGGCGGAGGCUGCCCAAGGAGCCAUGAUCCUGAGCCAAGGCCAAGACCGGAAGUCAGACAACAGCCACCACGGGACUUUGAGGAUGACGGGCCGGGUUCCUUCAUGGGACACGCCCCCUGAGCUCAAGCUGCACCCCCCUUACCCUACCUCACCCUCAGCUGAGGACUCCGACCCGGGACCCCCCAGGAUGUCACUGGACCCACUGAGUUUUACUGGUGAAACUGAACUGCAUACAUGGAAAUAUCAGCGGUGGGGGGCAGGGUGUUCAUGUAAAUACCACUGAAGGAGAAAGUAUACAGAGUCUUCUGUAUUUUGUGAGGCGUCUUUGUCUUAUAAGGUGUAAAUGUGUAAUAUUAAAAGCAAACGUCUCCAAAUGAAAUUAAGCUGCACUAGAAAAUAUCUGUGACCUAAAGAAGGCCACAAAGCACCCACCCCAUUCAAUUUCUAACAGAAAGCAUGGGGGAUUAGCCUUAAAUGUUUGCGACUUAGUUCAGUCCACAUACCACCUGCUAUGGCUGUAAUUAUUUCCCAAGAACACAGCAUGGGAUCCCAGAAUCCCGCUGUCACUUCUGAUACGUCUGCCCUUCCAUCAACCCUGGAUGUGUUACAGAUGACUGGACACGGGGUCCAAAUCAGCCAAUUUAGCUGCUGCGGGGCUCAAGCCUAGCUUUACAUCCCGACCAUAGUCUUGGGACGUUCCUCAUCGCUGGCAUCCUUCUAGGCGGGCAGGAUUCACAUGGCACUGCAUUCGUUCUUCCACAUGAAGCACGCGGGGGCGGGGAAGGGGGUUGCAUUUUACUUUGGUUAUGAUGGUGUCAAUUACUGGGGUUUCCUCAUUCAGAAUGAUGUGAUUCUCUUGAUAUUUUAUUGAGCUAUAACUGGAUGCCAGUCUCCACGAGGAUUAUGGGAGGACUGCUUUUUUCCCAUCAUGUCUGGUCACCGUGACUCUGCUGUGAACAUUGUCAUCACUGCUGCACUGUUCUCGGCCAUUGCUCUCCAGUGUCACUGUGCCACUGAUUGUGUCCUCGGGGUGCGAUGCUGAGGUGUGUGUCUGCAGUUUGUUUUAUUGUUUUAAUGUUUAUCACUGUCGAAUCAAUGCCUUACCUUUUCUUUUGUUUCUUUUCUUGAUUUUCUAUUUUGAAAUGGCCGUAGAGGUGGUUAUUUUUAACACGGUUAAAUCUGAUCCCUGUGAAAUCUAAUAACUGUUUGACCUAUUUUGAAUGCAGCUCAGAAGCACAGCAUUAAUAUGUGACUUGAAUAUUAACAUUAUGAUUUGAAUAGCAGGGACAAAAUCUUCUGUCAUUUCUAGGGGGGUUUGACAGCAACACCGUGUGUUGCCCAUAUUUUUGUGUUUAUGUCUUUGGAGAGUGUAACAAAAAUGAAUCUCUGUACAUGUUUUCUAUGCAGCCAUAAACCAGUGUUUCCCAACCCAGUCCUUGGGGACAGACGGUUCACGUUUUUGCUCCCUCCCAGCUCCCUGCCAGAGAGUCCACAUUUAUCACUGAGCAAAAACGUGGACUGUUUAGGAGUCCCCGUUGACCGGAUUGACAAAUACUGGGAGGUGGCCAAGAAUGAAUGUAAAAAGUAAAUAAAGUUAAAGCAAACACAG
Molecule: messenger RNA, 2767 nt
Organism: Paramormyrops kingsleyae
Lineage: Eukaryota; Metazoa; Chordata; Actinopteri; Osteoglossiformes; Mormyridae
Gene: trim44
Product: tripartite motif containing 44
Molecular function (GO): zinc ion binding
Source: RefSeq, a predicted model, not a curated record